Molecule: messenger RNA, 1326 nt
Organism: Capronia epimyces CBS 606.96
Lineage: Eukaryota; Fungi; Ascomycota; Eurotiomycetes; Chaetothyriales; Herpotrichiellaceae
Exons: 3
Coding region: 1-1326 (441 amino acids)
Biological process (GO): regulation of transcription by RNA polymerase II
Cellular component (GO): nucleus
Molecular function (GO): RNA polymerase II cis-regulatory region sequence-specific DNA binding; DNA-binding transcription factor activity, RNA polymerase II-specific
Source: RefSeq, a predicted model, not a curated record
AUGGCUCCAGAGCCAGCAUUCAAGUCGUAUUGUGAACCAUCGGUUUAUCCCGAUCCAACUCCAGUCUACUACACACCACAGCAUGGAAAGAUCACCUCCCAUCCCUCCCACACUCCCCCUCAGGGCAUCGUUGGAAUCGGAGGGCAGACUCGCAGCGGAAGAGUCCGGGGGACACCGACACCUUCCAGCCCUGGAAACACCGAGUCAACCCACACCUCUCCCUCGCCUGCGCCCCGAACGAGGAGGAACCUGAAGAAAAAACCGGCGAGAAAGGGAGCGCCCGUCAUCCACCAGCCACUCAGCAUCUUGACGAAAGACUAUACGACACCGGUGAAAGACAUGGCCGCAUGGGUACAUCGUCCGGUGGAAGAUCGGAUGGCAGAGGUGGAAAGAAAGAAAGGAUACAUCUCCCGACCAAUGAACUCGUUCAUGCUAUACCGAGCAGCGUACGCUGAUCGAGUGAAGCAAUUCUGCAAAGAGAACAACCAUCAGGUUGUCUCGCAGGUGACGGGGGCAAGUUGGCCAUUGGAGCCCAAAGAGGUCCGGGAUUUGUACGAGCGAUAUGCACACAUCGAGCGUGACAACCAUCAAGCUGCUCACCCGAAUUAUAAGUUUGCACCCAACAAAACCGCAAAGCGGCCCAGACCAGACGACGAUGCCAGUGACAGCGAUCCGAACUGGGAAGGCUCGACCAAGAGCUCCAAACGAAGUCGCAGCGCUCGACGAUUUGAGAGCAGAAGCGCCUCGUCUACUCCAUUUGAGGACAGACCCGUCCGGUAUCAUCACCAGAUGCCGGCCCUGAAUCUUUCCGGAUACGAGAUCAGCAACCCAUACGGCCCGCCGCCGCUGGUUAUGGGACCCACUGGCGUCAUGGGCGAGUACUAUCAGCCGUCAAUAGCUAUUGGACCAUACGGGGAGCAGGUCAGCGAGAUCCGGUAUGAGAAGAUGGAAGAUCCUUUCCCUCCAUAUCAAGCCACUGUGGGCCUUUUAGGAAUGCCGAAUGCUGGACACCAUGAGCUGUUGACAUCGUAUCCUGCACCACAACAGAUGGAGUACCCGGUCCAACGUUAUGAUAACGUACUUGAUCCCCGGCUGAGUCAGAUGGACCCUACCUAUCAGCUGGUCUAUUAUGGCGACGACUUGAAGCCACCUCAGGAGAUCCCAAGAACAAUCUCAUAUGAGCCAUUAUCUCAGCAGUUCGAGGCUGGCUAUCAACCAGAUGCAUACCACCCAGGAUUGGCAACAUUGACGGAGGAACAUGAUGUCUGGGGAGACGCAGCAGGUGCUGGGUCCGACUUCGACUCGGAAUUUCAGAAGUUCGGCUGA